AUGACGAGGAACCGAAAUCCGCAGCAGCAGCAGCAGGAGCGAUCGCCGCCCGUUCCGCACGCCGCGCUACGGGGUUCGGUUCCUUGUCCCAGUGCUCGGAGGGAAGGGGGGAUACAGGGCUACAUGGGUGUGGGGGGAGCACCUAUGGAUGCUUUAGGUAUACGGGCACAAGCGAAGCAGAAAUUUGAUGGAUUUCUCUCUUCCCUUGAUGGUAUAGGAGUGGGGUUUGCAACUCGGCAGGUGGGGAAUGUAACUAAACCCACUGUGAUUAUCAGCAGCGAGGGGGACAAAGUAGUGAUCAGGACUCAAAGCACUUUCAAAAACACAGAAAUCAGCUUUAAACUUGGAGAGGAAUUUGACGAAACCACCCCCGAUGACAGGAACUGCAAAUCAGUUGUGAGCCUGGAUGGAGACAAGCUAGUGCACAUACAGAAGUGGGACGGCAAAGAGACAAACUUUGUGAGAGAAAUAAAGGAUGGCAAAAUGGUAAUGACUCUCACCUUUGGUGAUGUGGUUGCUGUUCGCCAUUAUGAGAAAGCGUAGAGUUUACCUGACCUCUGUCCAGAUGUUACUUCUGCUGGAUGGAUUAAUGUACCGUCCGUAGUCAAAUGUAGCUAAAAUGCACAUUUCUGGCAUGAAAGGUUAAUAAAGAGUUUUAGGGGGUGUUUUCUUUUUUUUUUAAAAAAAAACUUUAUGCCAUCAAAUUGGCAAGCUUGUGCUGUAUAGUGAAACAGGUUAAACUUGGCAUUAAAUUUCGGAAACAUUUGCUUCUCUUUUUUUACAGUAAAUGGAACAUAUUUGAAUUGUUUUGAAAUGCAGAUCAAACAGAAAUUAAAAAGUUUUUUAAACCUGUG
Pterocles gutturalis (yellow-throated sandgrouse) is the source of this 854-nucleotide messenger RNA. RefSeq names its product fatty acid-binding protein, brain-like. The record is from RefSeq and is a predicted model, not a curated record. NCBI's taxonomy places the organism in Eukaryota, Metazoa, Chordata, Aves, Pterocliformes, Pteroclidae. The transcript has 4 exons. Gene Ontology annotation, cellular component: cytosol; nucleus. Bases 1 to 543 code for a protein of 180 amino acids. Gene Ontology annotation, biological process: fatty acid transport. Gene Ontology annotation, molecular function: fatty acid binding.